AUGUCGCCGUCUCCAAUUCGCUACCGAGUGCCUUGGAAGGUUAACAAACGUUCCUCCGAGCCGGAUAGAUGGCUGGACGAAAUGGGCUUUUUCCGAAAGCACACCGCUAGGGAUUCCAGCUGCCUCUUCAGGGCUGUGUCUGAAAAUGUUUAUAAUACGCAGCGCUAUUUCUAUAAAGUGCGUAUUGAUUGCGUUCGAUUCAUGUCUUCUGAGAGGCACCUUUUUGAAGGGUCAUUGACUUGUUCUUUUGAAAAUUAUCUGAAAGAGAUGUCUAAUCCCUCUGAGUGGGGUGGUCUUAUAGAAAUUUCUGCUAUGAGCCAUUUGUAUAGACGUGAUUUUGUUAUUUUUGAAGCAAACAAAGGCCCUCAAACAAAGAUUUGCAAUGGUGCCAAAGACUUACUUGACAAUGGCAUCACACCUUUUCCAUAUAAAGUAGCGAAGGCCUUAGACCCUGAUAUUUAUCGUAAUAUAGAAUUUGAUGUUUGGAGCGAUCUAAGAAGAGAGUUGCGCUAUGGUGCCAGAUAUUCUGAUGGCACUACUUUGCAAGUAGGUGUUAAAUGCCUUUGCAAGUUACAGUCCAAUCAGUCUGUACCAUACCACUGCCACAUUCAGGAAAUGCGACCCGACGGUGGACCUUGUCUUGUUUUCAUUGAGGAGUUGGGAGAGAAACGAGUUGUUAGUUAUGAGCAAUUAGAACCAUUACCGGUUGAUGAGGUUCGCCCCUGGGCCCCACCUUACAGGUUUUCUCGCACUGGCUCUCAAUUCAUGACACUGAGCCAAAUGCUGCAGCAAAUAGGCAAUAUAACCAGAAAGCAAGGCUUAAAAGCGAGGAUUAAGAAAGGUGAUGAAAUAAAAUGCCCCGAGAAAGACUCUCAGAAACAGGCAACAGAUUGGAAAGAUGACAAAAGUGAACCUGAAGCAAUGCAAUAUGAUAACCAGACUAUCAACUACUCUACUUACCAUCAUAUGGAUUUUUUCAAUUUUGAACCAAUGCCAGUUGAAGUGGAAACGCUACCCCUGAUGGUGGACUGCCGGCAGUCGGCGGGCACCCCGGCCCAUGAGAUGCACACCCAGCACCAGCACAACGGAGCACAGCAUGAGAAUCACCACGCGCAGGCUGCGGGCAGUGGUGCUGGUGAUAUGGCUGCGCAAGGUGUAGCUUCCCCAGCAUCGGUGAGAGCCUCCACUCCGGCCACCACUAAUGCCCUCGCUCCAUAUUCGGGCGGCGGGAACCAGGCGGCGGGAGCGGGAGCGGGCGCGGGCGCCAUGGGCGGAGCGGGAGCGGGAGCGGUGGCGGUGGCGGGCGCGUACGCUUGUUCGCCGUACGCGUGCAAGCCGGUGGUGUGGUGCACGCCACAGGCGCACGUGCCGCCGCCGCCGCCGCCCCCGCCCGGCGUCAACCCGCACGCCGUGCGCAGCGUGCACGCCAACGGCUCCGACCUGCCGUUGAACGACAUCCCAACACUACGUUUCUACUACAAUGUGGGCUUAGAGUGUAUUUGGGCGACGUAUGGACCCCCGCCGGUCGUCCCACCGCGCCCUUACAUGGCACGAGAUCUCGCUCAGGAUAUGCAGCAAAUAUCACUGCAUGAACGCCCGGUGAUGAACCAUGGUUCUGGAGAGCAGAACCAUAAGCACAAGCCACCCCAGAACGAUAAGCCUCCACUAAACAAUCAAGGCAAGGGUAACGGGCAGAGACCCCUGUUGGGACCCAGAUUCAAACGGGGCGGCAAUCAAGAUGGCAACCAAAACAGCAACCAUAACCAAAACAAGGGCCAUAACAGUAAUAUGGCCAACAAAGGUCCAAACAACCGCCGCAAUUCCUAUUCGGAUAAUCGCAACCCACCCCAUAUGGGUUACAAUGCCGACGGAGAGUGCAUGAUGGAGCAGCCAGUGAUGACCAUUCCUUACAUUCCAUAUCCACCACCGAUCUACCCGAUCCCGUACUACCCCGUUGAAUCUGAUCCAGCCAUGAUGGGCAUGAUGGGCGGCAUGAGCUUCGUGGGCUACGAGGACGGCGUGGAGUACGGCGCGCCGGUGCAGCACUACUACCCGGCGCCGCACUACCCGCCGCCGCCGCACGUGCAGCACGUGCCGCAGCACGUGGCGCAGCCGCCGCACGCCGCGCUCGCCCCCCACGCCCCCCACGCCCCCCACGCGCCGCUCCAGGCCCACCCGCCGCAGCACCACGCCGACCACAAG
Messenger RNA from Iphiclides podalirius (scarce swallowtail), 2202 nucleotides. NCBI's taxonomy places the organism in Eukaryota, Metazoa, Arthropoda, Insecta, Lepidoptera, Papilionidae. The record is from the annotation of a GenBank genome assembly.